GGUUACACGGUAGAAAUACAACUGUUUUAUCACAUUUUAAUACCAUUCUGAUUAACUGGAUAUUUUGUCGUAAAAUCAAGCACCCACCCCAACAAACAUUGCCUUAGAUGAUAGCAACCCCACGAUAUACCCGGAUCAUGAGCACCGUAUUCAGGGACACAUAUGAUUCGCCGGCUGUGUUUACGGUACAAUUGUACCAGUGUGACCCUAUUUAAAGCGAAUUCACGGGGCAGUCAGCAGAAGGCAGCUAGCGCCUGACUCGCUCUGACGUUUCUACUACUGCUAUACACGGAGAUUCAAUAUAUAUACACACACUUGCUAUGCAAUGACACCGGAGUUUAACUGGUAUAAAGGGGGUUAUGUCUAUAAGUAAGCGACAAAAGGCAGCGCUUUAACUCUGUAUUUCUGAUUACAGUGCUAUGAAGAGAAGAGGAUAUGUGCUGGUCAUAUUAAAAUAAACUUAAGGAAAUUUCGGAAAAAUACCUCUUUGGAUGUAAUUGAAAACUUUAAUAAUUUAAUUUAUUAAAAAUCAACGAACUAUGGCAGAAUCCGUAAUACGACAAGUGGCCACUGGUGUGGGACGGACAGUGACAAAGUCAGGAGUAAGACGACGCCUAGUGAAACGAGGGUAGGGCUGUCUCCGAGGAUAUGGUCGGAACGUCCGGGGACACUCACCGCCAUCAAACUACACUGGCUGCAGUGCCAACACAGUUUGUGGGGGCAGAAUGUGAUAAAACGUCUGUGAAAACGCUGCAGGAUUUACCGGGGCCGAAGGGGCUGCCAGUGCUGGGAACAGCAUAUGAAUAUUUUAGAAAGGGCAACCGAGGACAGAUGCACAAGGUCCAGACAAAUUUUCACAAAAAGUACGGAAAGUUUUUCAAGGAAAGAUUGGGCCCAGUGACGAACGUGUCGAUCGCAGAUCCACGCCUGGUGGAGGAGAUCUGUCGGAAAGAGACCAAGCUUCCCCUCCGUCCUCCGUACGAAUCAUGGGUCCUCUACAAGAAGAUGCGAGGCCAGAACGCCGGGGUUUUAUCUGGCAUCGGAGAGGAAUGGAAAAAUGCAAGAAGCGUUUUAUCACAACGAAUGCUGAAACCAAAGGUUGUGUCUGAGUACACUGGUGUGAUGAACGAGGUUGCUGAUUCAUUCAUGGACAGAAUACGGCUUCUCCGAGAUACUAGUGACCAGUCCGGCUACAUCCCAGGCUUAGUUAACGAGCUCAACAAAUGGUCAACAGAAACAAUAGCGGCAGUACUUCUUGAGAAGCGACUGGGGUUUUACGACGAAAAUGUGCCAGCAGAUGCACAGGAAUUCAUAAACUCUGUGAUAAGCAUGUUUUUAACUGGCCAUCAGUUGAUGGUGUUCGCGAAUGUGCACAAGGCGCUGGGGACGAAAGUUUGGCGAGAACACGUUAGAUCAAUGGAUUCCAUAUAUAGAAUAGCCGAAACCCUGAUUGACGAAAAAUUGAAUGAGUCCAAACGGUUAGCGGAGUUAAGCCAUGAUGAAUUUGAAUCGGCUACGUCGAAAGGAUCCGCAUUUUUAGACUACCUCUUUGCAAGCAAAAAACUCUCGUUAGAAGACAUCAAAGUAAACACGACGGAAGUCCUUCUUGGCGCUGUCGAUACGGCAGCAAAUGCGCUGGGCUUUGCAAUGUGCCUUCUUGCUCAGAAUCCACGAGUACAGGAAAAGUUUCACCAAGAAGUACAGGAGCAGUAUGGCAAAGGAAAACAUGUUAAUUAUAACGAUUUGCAAGAAGCAAGUUACGUCAAAGCAAUCGUGAAAGAAACGCUAAGAAUAUAUCCAGUCCUUCCCAUUAACGCCCGGGUACUAACCGAGGACACUGUCAUCGGCAACCAUUUGCUUCCGAAAGGGACCUGCAUCCUUUUCAACAACUACACCAUGUACCAUGACGAGUCGUACUUUCCGGAUCACGACGAGUUCCGGCCUGAGAGGUGGAUGCGGAAGGGCCAUCAUAAAGAAUGGGAUCCCUUCACCACAGUUGUUUUCGGGUUUGGAGGAAGGAGUUGUCUUGGUAGGCGUGUAGCAGAACAAGAACUACAUAUAAGUCUUAUGAAACUUACACAGAAUUUCUGGCUCGAGCCAACAGGGGAAACAAUACAACCAACCCUACGGACGAUACUAACACAGAAGGAAAUCCCAGUCCGAUUCAUUGACCGGUAGACAUUGGCGGUAGUGAUUGGCGUUGGAAGGUGUGCCUGUUGCCUAUGAGGGAAAAAAACCCUGCAAAACACGGGACGACCAGGCAGUGCUCGCCAGUCUAUACAGCACUGUUAACACACCGUGGACGAUUACAUUCUUAGUGAAUUGUCAAGACAGAUGCUAUAUAUUGCCUGAGAAUAUCGAUGUACAAUGACAAUUUAAUAGACAGUUACAGACACCUUCCUUUACAAAUGGAAACUCCAUACGCGUAAAAGCAUUACUCUCUACAUGUGUUGAUAAGCAUUGGCAGCCAGUAAUCGUUUUCGUCUUUCUGCAAGAACAAUCAACUGGUGUCCAGAUCGGUGAGAUGGUACCCAAGGUCACCUCCACAUUUCUUUGACGCUGAUAAGGUGAUUACGUUUGCAUCAUAAUGGAUAUUUGAAUGGGUUCUGUCAGCAUCCGAGCUGUGCCGAGGCCCCUCGUCGAUUGAGUACCUGCCAGUGAAGGGGUUCUCAUCAAUGAGUGUUCCGGCAGACGAGACUGUCACAAGUUCGACGCUUCACAAUGUUGGUAAGAGUCUGUGAAUAGUUUCAUCAACAUAGACACGAGAAGUGUCUUUUUAGGCCGUCGCUAAUGGAACUGGAUGCACCAUUUUCGUGUGACUGGACAUGCUUGUUCAUUUCGGGUUUGACGGGUGAAUUAGGUCUGGAUUGACCAGAACUUUGUAUAUGUAUUUGAACAUUUCGUCACGGUAAAUCAUUAACAAUCCUUACUCCAUUGCUUCAACGUUUAUUUGAUAAGGCCUACUUACAUUUGACAUGAAGGUGUUAUAUGUGUGAAAUCAACUCCAGAUAAACGACAAAAGAGUGACGGAACAAUGUUACCGGUCUGACUGCUAAAUACUAAGUCCCAUUUUCAUAAAAAAAAAGCAGGGUAGUAUUGCACGUUUUGUGUUCGGAAAGCCUCUAGGCAUAUCACGACUGUCCUUAUGUCGCCAUGUUGUGCCUCUACUGCGGACUGAACACGGGUAUCAUGAAAUCAUCAAACAUAUCUUUCUUUUUAUGUAUCAGUGAUGUUAACUUUAGUUAGUUUUCGCCUAUGAGCGAUUCGUUUAUAACAGCAAUGCAAUGUGUACGGGAGGGUCACUUCCAUCGUAUUUUGUGGGUGUUUAUAUAUGUGAGGGAAUUGACUCUAAUGUGAUUUCGUGUGUAAAUGUUUGGGAUAAUACGCUCCAGAGUGUAUUGUGAUGUGUAAAUCCGCGAGAGGGUAAGUAUUAGCGUAUUUUGUGUUUCGUAAAUCCGCGACAGGGCAAGCUCCAUGGUAAUUUGUAAUAUGGAAAUGCCAGAGAGAGCAAGCUCUAGGGUGUUUUGCGAUGUGUGAAUCUACGAGAGAGCAGCUCCAGUGUGAUUUAGGAUGUAUGAUUCCGCGAGAGAGAGAGAGAGAGAGAGAUGGCAAGCUCCGGUGUGAUUUGUGAUGUAUGAUUCCGCGAGAGAGAGAGAGAUGGCAAGCUCCGGUGUGAUUUGUGAUGUAUGAUUCCGCGCGCGCGCGAGAGAGAGAGCAAACUCCAGUGUGAUGUGUGGUGUAUGAUUCCGCGAGAGAGAGAGAGAGAGAGAGAGAGAGAGAGAGAGAGAGAGAGAGAGCUCCAGUGUGAUUUGUGACGUAUGAUUCCGCGAGAGAGUAUAUGUCAUGGAGUCUUAUGAUUUGUAAAUACAUGUUUGUUAUAUGAUGUGAAGUGUAAAUACGUGUCCUAUAUUUAUUUUUAAUGAUUUUGUUGUAGUUGGUGAAGUUUUUCGUAUUAUUUAUUUCACAAAACAAUUUUCAGAAUGAACAUCUUAAGACGUCGACGCUCCCGUCAAUAUAACAAGACUUUAGCGUGUUUGUUUGUGGAAACGAUGUUUUCAAAUUCGGAAACUAUAUAAUGUAUAAGAAGGAAUUUAAUCGCUAUUAAUUUGAUAAUAUAUAUAUGGUUCCACUGCAUAAGUAUAAAGGAUUGUAUCUAUAAAAAAAGAAUAAAUAAUUCUCUAAGAUCCACCUUUAAAUUUCAUGUAAUAAAAAUGAAAUAACACCUAUUUUCAGCUGUGGCUUGGUUAUAACCGGACACUGGGGAAUGUGCAUCGUCUACAGAUGAAAUGUGAUGCCUCCUUUUUUGUAUAACAUACGAAUUUUGAAUGACUUUGUACGCUAUAUAAUUCCAUUCAAAUCCACAUUUCAACUAUGAAUUAGACCGUGAUAUUUGCUGGUGUUAUUUUCUUGGCGGUCUAGUUAUUACACUGAAGCUACAAAACUUAGCUCCGGUACUUCCUUACUGUUUCUGACAGGGAUUUGUGUUAUGAUAUGAACUAUCGUUAAACUAAUAAUUACCAGUCCUGACACCUGACGGAAUCUGACAUAUUCGAGUGUGUCUCAUCGUCUCGAUGAAGUUGAAAUAACAGAUUUAUUGAGUUAUAGACAUGCCUAUGUUAAAUUAAAAAGAAACUUUAAAAAUACAAUAGGUCACGAUGGUGAAGUUCACGUAAAGGUCCCAUUUAGGGACAAUGACGUUAUACUGUGUACGCACAGUGAACUUAUGUUAAGGCAAUAGUAUGCAUGUAAUAUACACUUGAUGUUAAGGCUUUUUAACAUAAGUAAUAUAUAUGUAAUAACGACUUGAUGUUAAUGCUAUAUAACGUGUAAAAAGACUUGAUUUUAAGACUUCAUUGCAUAUAUGUGAAAAACUUUACACGGUUGACUUAUAUCAAGACUAUAAUAUAUUACAUAUGUAAUAAAGACUUGUAUAGUGUACUACAUAUGUAAUAAAGACUUAUAGAGUAUAUUACAUAUGUAAUAAAGACUUAUAUAGUAUAUUACAUAUGUAAUAAAGACUUAUAUAGUGUAUUACAUAUGUAAUUAAGACUUAUAUAGUAUAUUACAUAUGUAAUAAAGACUUAUAUAGUGUAUUACAUAUGUAAUAAAGACUUAUAUAGUAUAUUACAUAUGUAAUAAAGACUUAUAUAGUGUAUUACAUAUGUAAUAAAGACUUGUAUAGUAUAUUACAUAUGUAAUAAAGACUUACAGUAAGGAUAUAGUAUAUUACACAUGUUGAUAUAAUGUUUAUAGUACAUGUAUAAUAAAACCUUAACCCUAAGUCGCCAUUACAUUGUGAUACCCAAGGGAAGCAGCACGUGGACGUCUGGACGAGACUCAAUGUGUUUUAACAACUUGUUAUUCCUUACUCGUGUUAACAAGUAACAUUAUUAUUAUUAUUUGUUGUAUCUGGUUGUUUGCAUAAUAGACUAUGUAAUGAGGUCACUAAUGUUAUAAGUACAAUGAUAUGUGGACGCAUCAGUGACUUGCGAAAUUGUUGAAUAAAAUAUAGGAAAUACUUAA
Molecule: messenger RNA, 5523 nt
Organism: Pecten maximus
Lineage: Eukaryota; Metazoa; Mollusca; Bivalvia; Pectinida; Pectinidae
Product: cytochrome P450 27C1-like
Exons: 10
Coding region: 649-2178 (509 amino acids)
Biological process (GO): cortisol metabolic process; glucocorticoid biosynthetic process; cellular response to peptide hormone stimulus
Cellular component (GO): mitochondrial inner membrane
Molecular function (GO): heme binding; oxidoreductase activity, acting on paired donors, with incorporation or reduction of molecular oxygen; monooxygenase activity
Source: RefSeq, a predicted model, not a curated record